AUGUCCACGUCUACGUCCACGUCCUCGCACUCCGGCUCAACCCUAUCAGAACCCGACAUCUACUGGGCAGCAACGCGAACCCGCACUUCCUCCACCGUUGUUGUACCCACAACACACCACAAUGCCACUUCCACAGUAGCCUUCACCCCAGCCUUCACCCCAGCCUCGAUCACCGGCGCACCCACGCCCACGGCCUCCACCGCCGCGAGCACCUCCGAAGUCCAACAGCGCCUUCCCAGCGCGGCGAUCGCGGGUGUAGCGGUGGGCACAUCGGUCAUCGUCAUCCUCCUCGCACUGCUAGCGGCGUUCCUAUUUAUCCGCCGGCGACGAAGGAAGCAGGUGCUGUACAACCGCAACCUGUUGCGGAGUAGCAUUGCCGUAUGCCUUCCUCUGGGGGAUAGCGGCGGCGGGGGGAAGUAUACUGCCGCGGCGACGAACACGGAAAAAGACCAGCCGCGCGAUCUCAACCACUCCUUCCCCAUGCCGCCGCGGGGCGUGCGGCCAACGCCCCGGCGGAGCAACAGCAUGCCCGCGGUCGGCCGGUCCGGGACAGGUGGUAUCGACCAACGCACCGCACCGCUGGCGCCCCUCGCGCCGCCUUCGCGGCCCGCGCCCCGUCUGGGCACGCCACAGGGUAGCGGGCGGCGCGGGAGCCACCUCCCACAGCUAUAUGUGUCAGCGUCGCCGUCGCUGCCGGGCGCGCGCUACCCGCCGCCGCAGUACCCGCCCCCGGAGACGCCCACCAUCCCGUCGCGCGUGUGCAGUCUGCAGUCGCAGACGCGGCCCGCCGUGUCGGUGCGCAGGCCGAGCACGCGCAGCUCGAAGAGUCACACCCUGGUGCGCUCGCAGUCCCGCUCGUCGGUCGCGAGCAGCGCCGGCGUCGUCGUCGGCCCCAUGGUCACAUUUGUCCCUGGUGCUGGGAGGCACUCGCUGCCCGACGGGAUUGUCCCGGCGAUGACGUUGACGCCGCGGACGAGCGCGAGCAGCCUCAUUGCCCACCAUGGGAAGGUCAUUGUCGGUGCGGCGAGUAGUGUCGAGCCGCUGGCGUCGGCGCCGUCGUUUCAGGAUAUUAAGGAGGAGGAGACGCCGGUGUAUACGCGGCAGUCGGCGGCGAGGAAUUCCGAUGGUGGAGUGAAGUUGCCGAAGACGUACUCGCCGUAUCCGGCACCGGCGGCAGUUCAGUCGCGGGAUGGGCUCGCCAACACGCCGCUGCCACUCGAGUACAACAAGGCGCGGCCUAGAGAUAAUGGCUCUCGCAGCAGCUCACCGCUACUGACCGACCGCAACAAAGCGCGAGCCAGCGAUGUCCGCAGCAUUCCAUCACCGCUGCUCGAGAACAACAACAAAAGGAGCCGAUCACUCGGUGCAUGGACUAAUCUACCACUGCCACCACCGCCGCCACCGCAGAACGACGACCAAGGAGACCGGCCAGUGCUGGAGCGGCUCUCGUGGGACGACGAUCCCAUGCCGCUGGGUCUUCAGAUCCGACGGGAGAGCUCCGCGUCCGUCCAGCCGGUGCCGGCUAGCAAACUGCCGGUCCGCAGUGUGGCGAGCUAUGGUUCGCUGCAUGAGCAGGCUUCGCAGACGUUUCAUACAAUCUCCUCGAGAGCCGGGUCUAGUGCUGCGUUGAUCGAGGAUGCGGCAAAGGAGGAGGCGACGCCUGACAAUAGUGGAGCCAAGAUAUCUCGUACAUUGCCGGGAAGCUGGUGGCGCGGUACGUUGUAG
Tricharina praecox is the source of this 1725-nucleotide messenger RNA. RefSeq lists its product as uncharacterized. The transcript has a single exon. Bases 1 to 1725 code for a protein of 574 amino acids. The record is from RefSeq and is a predicted model, not a curated record. Lineage: Eukaryota; Fungi; Ascomycota; Pezizomycetes; Pezizales; Pyronemataceae.